Messenger RNA from Fusarium venenatum, 1143 nucleotides. Its product is annotated as mitotic checkpoint regulator, MAD2B-interacting-domain-containing protein. Gene Ontology annotation, cellular component: nucleus. The record is from RefSeq and is a predicted model, not a curated record. NCBI's taxonomy places the organism in Eukaryota, Fungi, Ascomycota, Sordariomycetes, Hypocreales, Nectriaceae.
AUGGGCCUUGUUGACUAUUCCGAUUCCGAAGGCUCAGGCUCUGAAGCUGAAGUCCAACCCCCCACCAAAACCGCACCCAAACAAACCGCAUCAUCCAAGAAACCCUUCCAAAAGGUCGUCGAUCGAUCCAACCCAGGCAAAAUCGUGGUCAACCUUCCGCAAAUUUCAAAUGAUAAACUGCAGAGCCAAGAAACUGCAGAGAAGAAGACAAAGACUGGUGGUGGUAGAUUCUCAGGUUUCAAUUCUUUCCUCCCAGCGCCUAAAAAGGCAAAUAUACCCAAACCUGCAGCAUCGAGUAGUGCGUCUACAAGGCCAGCUUUUCAGUUCAAGACGAGCGCUGCACCAGGAUUCAACAGAGACUCAGAAGAAGACCAUAAUACAUCAAACGAUGGCGCUUUAGAAAAUGUGAGCGAGCCGACACCAAAGGCUGCUGCGCAACCAUAUAUCCCUGAAGGACAGAAGCCUGCCGACGAAGUUAAGCUUGUGGGCAAGCCAUUGAUGUUCAAGCCUCUAUCAGUAGCGAGGAACCCACAGAAAAAAAAGAAGCUUAAUUCGGGGAUGGCGAAGGCAAUACCAGCACCCCGACAGGAGCAAGCUGAAGUAGCGGCACCUGCGGUUGCUCCAGCAGCAGCCCCAAAGAAGGUUUCUCUCUUUUCCAUGCAUACCGAAGAACCGUCUGAGCCUACAGAGAAGACAUCUACUGGUAUUUACGAGCCCAUGUUUGCCACGACAGAAGGCUCGUUGGCCUACGAUGAGGGAGCAUAUGGUGACUACGCCAGCCAUGCGCAAGCUGGUCCGUCAGCAACCACGCUACCGGGUUCCGAGUCCUUGGAUACUGUAGUCGAAGACCUCAACCUAACGGCAGCUCAGCAACGAGAACUGUUUGGUCGCAAUGGCCUUGGUAAUCAAGCAGCCAAGAAGGUUAUCAAUUUCAACAUGGACGAAGAAUACAGGCAUAACGAGGAAAUUCGAGCUGCAGGAGAAGAGCAAACACACAACCCUGUGCGGGCGAUCCAGGGAGGUGGAAAGCACAGUCUGCGCCAGUUAGUUCAGAACGCGCAAAGCCAGCGCGAUGCUCUCGAGGACAGUUUCGCCAAGGGGAAGAGCAACAGAAAGGAGGCAGCAGGCAAAUAUGGAUGGUGA